AUGAAUGGGGAUGUGGAGAAUCAACCUUCAGAGAGUUUAGUGGUCGAGAAGACCUCAUUAGAAGAACAGAUUGAAGUAUCUGAAACAGGAAAUGAGUAUUUUUUCACGGUUUCAGACAUUCAACGUUUCAGGCAAUGGCUUACUGCCUUGAAAAUACGUUAUUGGAUAGACUUUGGGAACCAAGACGACUAUGAUGUAGCAUGGCGAAGAAUGACAAACAAAAGAGGCGAAUUAGUAGAGUUGAACAUUAAACUCUACCAAGAUAUCCAAAAACAGGUCAGAGACGCAGGCAACGACUCAGACAGCGAUGACGAUGUAUCUGACAAACAACUCAUUUUUGUUAUCUCUAUCCAUUUGUCAAAACAGAAAUUCACUAUUAAGGGAAAUCUGAAAGAAUUAUGGGAUCAAGAAUUAAAGAAAUUACAAUCCUUCGUCAACGGUGUAUGUUUGAAACCUGAAUUAAACACUGAAGAUUUAAGUUGUUUAUACAGGGAAAUUUUACUGACACGAGUGUUACUAAUCUCGACGGCGUAUCGUUAAAUGCUCUCGAUGACUCAGAUUGUGAUGAUAUUGAAGAAAACCCGACCUCUGAAUCACCAAAGAAACCCGGCCUGAAAUCUCCCAGUACCAAGUCGAAGGUCAAAAGUUUUCGACAAAUCAAAGUUAUCUCCUCACCUCGCCGCAAAUUAUACAAAAAAUCAGCGACACCUCAUAUUGAGCAAAAACAAAUUCUUGACUUUAUGGAAAAGACCAAUAGUCGAAUAAAUAAACUAGAGCAAUUCGCAUUGAAAGUGGACAAAGUUAUUGCCUCAACAGAUGUUGAUAUAAUUGAUAUCAAGAAUAAGCUAUCGAAUAUAAAGAAAGACCUGUCAGAGUCUUUAAACUCCGGAAUGAAACAUGAGCUUUCGGUUAUCAAACAGGCUCAAACCAAUGAUCGGGACGAAAUAAAUAAUCGCUUCGCCAAAACUAAUGCAGAAUUAAAACGACUUCAAGGUCGCGUUGGUUCUUUGGUCGAUGAAAAGGCAAAUCUAUUAAAGAGAAUAAAAUAUUUAGAAGAGUCUAACUCGAAGCCUCAAGAAGACAUCUCAUCAUCUGUAGAUAAUAUAUCAGAAGCUAUACCGAGAAAUGAAACGACAUGCACAGAAAGUACAUUCAUACACACAACCCAAGAAGAAAACCCCAAUAGUACUACACAAGAAAAUCUGAUUGAAGAUGGCACUAGCUUAUUAGAUGACGGACACAUACCUGUACAUACACCAGAAUAUGAUUUUGUUUUUCUUUGCGAUUCAAAUAGAAAAUUUAUCAACGCCGAUCAACUAUAUCCGAAAGGAAAGAACAAAAUUAUCGCUUGCGGUACAACUGACAAAGCCAUCGACAUAUUGACAUGGCCAAGAUUCAAUGUUAAACAUGGCAUUAUCAUUAAUACUGGUGUAAACGAUUUAGAACACUUAUCGACACAGGAAGUAACAGAGAAACAGCAAGAAAUGGUCGAAAUAGCAACUCAGAAUUUCCCGAACAAAAAGAUCGUUAUGUCGAGCAUCACACCUAGAUGUGAUCAACUCGUAAGAUCAGUGUUUGAAGUGAAUAAAGCCGUUGCUAAAAACAUUCGAAAUAUCCAAAAUGUGUUUUUGGUCGACAAUGGGAAUCUACGUUGUGAUCAGCAGUCAUUCCAUUUCGACGACAAACAUCUGAACAGGAGACACGGAAUACCUCUCUUUGCGAAGAAUCUAAAGGAUGGAAUUCGAAGAGCUUUGGGUAACCCUGUUCGUAAACCCGCUGAUCAAACCAGAACUCGGAAUUACCCCAAGGAGAAAACACAUAAUGUUCAUAAUCCAAGAAGCUAUAGUGAUGCUGUUAUAAACGGUUCACCUGCAAUCACUCCACAAACGCAGAGUAACCCAGCUUUGAGUGACGUUCAACAUCAACUCUUCGACUUAACCUCCAUGAUAAGACAAUUAGUUCAAACCAAUACCAACUUUCCAGCUCCACAACAACCUAUUCUAUGUCCCCCCUUUCCGACACCAGGUUUAGUUUAUGGAGCUCCACACUGUGUGCAUGUAAUGUAUAUGUAUGUGUGACUGUACGGGUGGUUGUCUUAAAAUGCCAGUAACCAGCAAUUUUUUAAGAUUCUGUUCUUGGAACAUUGAAGGGCUCUCACGAAAGAUAAAUGAUUCUGACUUUAUUUCCACAAUAGGCAAAUUUGACUUUGUUUCACUAGUAGAAACUUGGUUAUCUUAUGAUAACAGUGAUCUGAAUAUUGAUGGGUUUUACUCAUUCUCAAAAUGUAGAAAAAUGCCAGAUAAUGGAUUCAGAAACUCAGGCGGAAUAACAAUUUUAAUGAAGUCGUCUCUUCGUAAAGGUGUCAAAUUUCUUGACAAAGAAAGUUGCGAAGAAUUCGUUUGGUGGAAAUUAGAUAAGGUUUUUUUUAACUUAACACAUGAUUUAUUCAUUUGCUCAGUGUAUAUUUCUCCACAAAAUUCUCCUAGGGAAAAAAGAUUAAAGAUAAAUCACUAUGAAACCCUUCAAAAUGACAUAAAAUAAAUUUGCUAGCCUUGGUGAGAUAAUUUUAUGUGGUGAUUUCAAUGCAAGAUCAGGUCAUUUAGAGGAUUCUAUUAAUGAUUUUCAUCUAUAUAAUAACUCCUCUUCUCCAGUUGAUCAUCGAAACUCUCAAGACUCCCACAUAAAUGUAUAUGGAAGAUCUUUAGCUGAAUUGUGUUGUGGGAACUCAUUAAUUACUUUAAAUGGAAGGUCUAAAGGAGAUUUUGUUGGAAAAUUUACAUGUCAUACAUAUAAUGGAUCGAGUGUUGUGGAUUAUACUAUUGUAUCUCAAAAUCUUUUUUCUUCAUUGAGUCACUUCUCCGUUUCUUCCCUUACGGAAUUCUCUCACCAUUCUUUCUUAUCAUUUGCUUUAAAGGCAGAAACCCCUGAUUUAUCUGGUGAUUCUAGUAUUGAAUUAACAUCACACCCUAUAGCCUUCAAAUGUAACGAACAGUGUAGGGAAGUGUUGCUUGAUAUUUUUAACUCUGACGAAGUCAAUGAUCAUUUAGACACUUUACUCAAUCCUUCAAACGAUAAUGAUUUAGACAUCAACUCCUUAGUUAACGACUUCACAGAAAUUAUUACCAAAGCAUCUAGAAAAUGUAUCCCUCUCAAGAAACAGAAAAAAAAAUCUAGUAAAACGAGAGUAACACAAAAACAGAAAUGGUUUGAUAAUAAUUGCUACCGACUUAAAAGAGAACUACGGAAUUUAGGAAAAUUAAUAUCAACACAGCCGAAUGACCCCUUUAUAAGGCACAUGUUCUUUACUAAGAAAAAAGAAUAUAAAAAAUUAAUAAGGAAACUCAAAAGAAAGUUUCAUAGUGAGACUCUGAAUAAAAUUAAAUCCAUAGCAGAUAGCAACCCCAAAGAAUUUUGGAAUCUUGUUAACAAAAUCAAAUCGAGUCACUCCAAUUGUUCUAAUACAAUAUCGCAUGAUGAAUGGUUUCACUAUUUCCAAGACCUUAAUAAAAUUAAUUUUUCCUCGGACGAAACUCGUGUUGAGGCUCAAAUAGUAAAAGAUUUUCGUCUCUGGGCAAACACUAGCGAUGAAAUUCUUGACAAACCUAUCUCAUUACAAGAAAUUUACAACAUUUCUAGAAAACUCAAACAUAACAAGGCUAGCUCUAGCGACUUGCUAAACAACGAAAUUAUCAAAACAUCAAUCACUAGUUUAGCACCUUACUAUGUGAAACUUUUUAACACAAUUUUAUCUAGUGGUGUUUUUCCAAGAAUAUGGUCGGAAGGAUUUAUAACUCCUAUACACAAAUCAGGAAGUAAAACUGAGCCUGGAAAUUACAGAG
Messenger RNA from Paramuricea clavata, 3839 nucleotides. The record is from the annotation of a GenBank genome assembly. NCBI's taxonomy places the organism in Eukaryota, Metazoa, Cnidaria, Anthozoa, Malacalcyonacea, Plexauridae.